Australozyma saopauloensis is the source of this 927-nucleotide messenger RNA. RefSeq names its product lipid-binding protein (gene LSP1). Gene Ontology annotation, cellular component: plasma membrane; eisosome filament. The transcript has a single exon. The record is from RefSeq and is a predicted model, not a curated record. Lineage: Eukaryota; Fungi; Ascomycota; Pichiomycetes; Serinales; Metschnikowiaceae. Gene Ontology annotation, biological process: endocytosis; eisosome assembly. The coding region runs from base 1 to 927 and encodes 308 amino acids. Gene Ontology annotation, molecular function: lipid binding.
AUGCACAGAACAUACUCGCUCAGAUCGCAGAGAGCCCCAACCGCUGCUCAAUUGCAAUCGCCCCCUCCUCCACCUUCUUCCACCAGAAACAAGUUUUUCGGCAAAGGUCUCCUUUCCCACUCGGUCAGAAAGUCUGUCGCCGGCGCCAUGGGCCCCGAGAUGGCCCGCAAGUUGGCCCAGUUGAUCAAGAUGGAGAAGAACUUGAUGAGAUCCAUCGAGAUCACCGUCAACGAAAGAAAGGAGGUCGCCAAGCAAUUGUCCGCCUGGGGUGAGACCAACGACGACGACAUCUCGGACAUCACCGACAAGUUGGGUGUUUUGAUCUACGAGAUUGGUGAGUUGGAGGACCAGUUCAUCGACAGAUACGACCAGUACAGAAUCACCAUGAAGUCCAUCAGAGACAUCGAGGGUUCCGUGCAGCCCUCCAGAGAGAGAAAGCAGAAGAUCACCGACCAGAUCGCCUACUUGAAGUACAAGGACCCACAAUCGCCCAAGAUCACUGUUUUGGAGCAGGAGUUGGUCCGUGCCGAGGCCGAGUCGCUUGUUGCUGAGGCUCAAUUGUCCAACAUCACCCGUGAGAAGUUGAAGACUGCCUUCAACUACCAGUUCGACUCCAUGCGCGAGCACUCCGAGAAGAUCGCUUUGAUCGCCGGCUACGGUAAGGCCUUGUUGGAGUUGUUGGACGAGGCUCCUGUCACUCCUGGUGAGACCAGACCAGCCUACGACGGCUACGAGGCUUCCAAGCAAAUCAUCAUCGACGCCGAGAACGCUUUGGCCACCUGGACCUUUGACUCGGCUGUUGUGAAGCCAACCUUGUCUUUCGCUGCUCAAGAGGAGGAGUACGACGAGGACGAGUUGGCUGACGAGGCUGAGAACUUGAAGAUCACCGAGGGCCAAUGGGCCGAGGAGCAGAAGCAAAUUGCUUAA